CUCACACACAAACACAACUUCAUCUCUCUCUCUCUCAUGAUAACCUAAACCCCUCAUUUUAUAAUAUCAUGGACACCUCGAUUUCAACCGUCACCACCUCUCCCCUUGCAUGCAACGACCUCGGUUCACCUCCGAAAAAUAGUGCAGUUUCCCCCAUUCACGACACACCUACCACCAGCAUUAAUUCAUCCCAAGGGACGCUAGGGCGUCACUUGGCACGUAGACUAGUUCAGAUUGGAGUGAACGAUAUUUUCUCAGUGCCCGGGGAUUUUAAUCUCACGCUCCUUGAUCAUUUCAUUGCGGAGCCCGGACUUGAGUUGGUUGGAUGUUGUAAUGAGCUUAACGCUGGCUACGCUGCUGAUGGUUAUGCCAGGUCUCGCGGUGUUGGUGCAUGUGUUGUUACGUUUACUGUUGGUGGACUGAGUGUGAUCAAUGCCAUAGCCGGAGCGUAUAGUGAGAAUCUUCCCGUUAUAUGUAUUGUUGGAGGACCGAAUUCCAAUGAUUAUGGGACCAAUAGAGUGCUUCAUCACACUAUUGGCUUGCCCGAUUUUUCGCAGGAGCUUCUUUGCUUUCAGACUGUCACUUGCUUUCAGGCUCUGGUGAACAAUCUGGAAGAUGCUCAUGAACUUGUCGAUACUGCAAUUUCUACUGCACUGCAACAAAGCAAACCUGUUUAUAUAAGUGUGGGAUGUAACUUGGCUGCUAUUCCACAUCCUACUUUUAGUAGGGAACCAGUUCCUUUCUCACUUUCUCCCAAAUUGAGUAACAAGAUGGGGUUGGAAGCUGCAGUAGAGGCCACAGCAGAGUUCUUGAACAAGGCUGUUAAGCCAGUACUGAUUGGGGGUCCAAAAAUGCGUGUGGCCAAGGCUUGUGAAGUUUUUGUCGAAUUAGCUGAUGCUUGCGGGUAUCCUAUUUCUGUUCUGCCAUCGGCCAAAGGUAUGGUUCCUGAACAUCAUCCACAUUUCAUUGGGACGUAUUGGGGUGCGGUGAGCACUUCAUUUUGUGCUGAGAUUGUGGAAUCAGCUGAUGCCUACCUGUUUGCUGGACCAAUCUUUAAUGACUAUAGCUCUGUCGGUUACUCAUUGCUUCUUAAGAAGGAGAAGGCAAUCAUCUUGCAGCCUGAUCGUGUAGUCAUUGCAAAUGGUCCUACAUUUGGAUGCGUUUUGAUGAAGGAUUUCCUUCAAGCUCUUGCAAAGAGGAUUAAGCACAAUACUACUGCCUUUGAGAAUCACUGCAGGAUUUAUGUUCCAGAAGGGCUCCCUCCCAAAAGUGCACCCGAGGAGCCUCUAAGGGUUAAUGUUCUGUUCCAGCAUAUACAGAACAUGUUGUCUGGUGACACUGCUGUCAUUGCUGAGACAGGGGACUCAUGGUUCAAUUGCCAGAAGCUAAAAUUGCCAAAGGGAUGCGGGUAUGAAUUCCAAAUGCAAUAUGGAUCCAUCGGUUGGUCUGUUGGUGCAACUCUCGGGUAUGCGCAAGCUGACAAGAAUAAGAGAGUAAUUGCUUGCAUUGGUGAUGGCAGCUUCCAGGUUACUGCACAAGAUGUGUCAACAAUGCUGCGAUGGGGUCAAAAUCCGAUUAUUUUCCUGUUAAACAAUGGUGGUUACACCAUUGAAGUUGUGAUCCAUGAUGGACCCUACAAUGUGAUCAAGAACUGGAACUACACUGCCCUGGUUGAUGCAAUCCAUAAUGGUGAAGGCAAAUGCUGGACUGCUAAGGUCCGCUGUGAGGAAGAUCUUGUGGAAGCGAUUAAGACAGCACUUGGAGACAAAAAAGAUUGUCUUUGCUUCAUUGAAGUGAUCUGUCACAAGGAUGAUACAAGCAAAGAGUUGCUCGAAUGGGGAUCACGGGUCUCUGCUGCUAACAGCCGCCCACCCAACCCCCAGUAGAUCAUUUGCUGUUGCUGCAUCCUAAAUAAUUCUUAUUAUAUGCUGAACACUGCAUAAAGCUUUUAAGUUUCUCAAUUAUGAGGAAGUUGAUAGUUUUGUUUACUCUAAAACGGCAUAACGUCCUUGGUAUGUUUUUUUUUUUGCUCUAUUUUCAUUCAGUUCAUGAACAUGUCAGUUGAUGGAUGAAACUCCAUUACAUCCAUCAAGUUCAUGCUCAUCUAUGGUGAAAUCUCGUGCGACAAACUUAUAAUUUCCACAAGUUGAUAU
Messenger RNA from Daucus carota subsp. sativus, 2153 nucleotides. RefSeq names its product pyruvate decarboxylase 1. Bases 69 to 1886 code for a protein of 605 amino acids. Gene Ontology annotation, cellular component: cytosol. NCBI's taxonomy places the organism in Eukaryota, Viridiplantae, Streptophyta, Magnoliopsida, Apiales, Apiaceae. The transcript is spliced from 6 exons. The record is from RefSeq and is a predicted model, not a curated record. Gene Ontology annotation, molecular function: pyruvate decarboxylase activity; thiamine pyrophosphate binding; magnesium ion binding.